AUGAAUAAUUGUGGAGUCUGCAACAAAACCAUCAAAGAUGAUAAAAGCUCAGAAGACACGAUAGUAUGCUGUACUUCGUGCCUAAAAAAAUUUCACCUCGGAUGUCUUCAUUUGACUAGAUCAGAAUUAAAAUCGGCUCGUGUAGCCGGCAUCAACCAGUACCGCUGCACAUCCUGCAAAACCAAACCAAAAGAACGUACCCACGAUGCCACUCCCGUGCGAUCAGCCACAGACAGUAAUAAAACCGCAGCCGACAGAUACAAGAAUACGGAAUGUAAAAGUAAUCCAACUGAGAAAACACUGACUUCAAUACCUGAGGAAACAUUAAGGUCUUUUACGCAAUCACUAUUACAGCUUCAAGAUGCGUUUGAUAAUAUGAAACGUGAAAUGAGUGCCUUCACUUGUGCUCUAAAUUCUACAACAGAAGACGUAGAAUACUUCCGAAAAGAGCUGAGUGACAUGAAAAAAGAGCUUAAGGAUUUGGACAAGUAUAAAGCUGAAGUUGUUGAUCUUCGAGCUGAGGUGUUGGAACUUCGACAUGAACUUGAUGCUAGGCAACAACAAAAGUACCUGAAGGACGUAGAACUGACAGGCAUCACUGAACAUCAGGGUGAAAAUCUUCCACAAAUGGUGAAUAAUCUCUCCGCAAAACUCGGAAUUAGCUUGGAGCCCCACGACGUCGAUGAUAUAAAACGCGUCGGUCAACGGACAACUGGGUCUGAUAGUAGACCUCGGCCGGUGAUCGUCACUCUUACCCGGCGAGCGCCUCGCGAACAGUUCCUGCGCGCCGCGAGGGUCCGCCGCGGCCUCACUACUGAUAUGAUCCAAGUACCUGGAAACUCCCGCCGUAUCUAUGUCAACGAGCACCUUACAAAAUCUAACAGAGUCUUAUUCAGUAAGGCACGCGCCUGCGGUUUGCAACUGAAAUUCAAAUAUGUAUGGACAUCUAAUGGCUCUGUUUUCAUGAGAAGAACGGAAACUAGUUCUGUACUUCGGGUAACCUCAGAGACGAUUUUAGAGAAAUUAAUGAACCAACAAGUAAAUAAAAAUAAUACUCGGAUUGACAGUCAGUAUUCCUAA
Manduca sexta (tobacco hornworm) is the source of this 1080-nucleotide messenger RNA. RefSeq lists its product as uncharacterized. Lineage: Eukaryota; Metazoa; Arthropoda; Insecta; Lepidoptera; Sphingidae. The transcript has a single exon. The coding region runs from base 1 to 1080 and encodes 359 amino acids. The record is from RefSeq and is a predicted model, not a curated record.